AUGAAAACAUUCGAACCCAUAAAUUAUGAUAUUAAUGUUGAUUUUCUAUGGGCAAUAUUUGACGUUCCCGAAAAGCUUUUCGUUCUUCGAGAUUUCGAUCAACUACGUUUGUUGAAGAUCGAACUUCCACCAAGUCCACAAGAAUCUUCAACUUCAUCAUCAUCAUGCAAAAGAUUUUCAACUCCAAUCAACACAGCAUCGUCGACAAAAAUUUCUCGGCAAAUACUAGAAUCACCUAGUACUGGUGGUCUGUUCAACAGCGAUCUGGACGAAGAUUCUGAAGAUGAAAUAGAAGAUCAAUUAUUAAAUCCAUGGUUGCCACCUGGCAGAAAAGCUUAG
Messenger RNA from Rotaria sp. Silwood1, 339 nucleotides. The record is from the annotation of a GenBank genome assembly. Lineage: Eukaryota; Metazoa; Rotifera; Eurotatoria; Philodinida; Philodinidae.